Hirsutella rhossiliensis is the source of this 1482-nucleotide messenger RNA. RefSeq names its product tht1-like nuclear fusion protein. The record is from RefSeq and is a predicted model, not a curated record. The coding region runs from base 1 to 1482 and encodes 493 amino acids. Lineage: Eukaryota; Fungi; Ascomycota; Sordariomycetes; Hypocreales; Ophiocordycipitaceae. Gene Ontology annotation, biological process: nuclear membrane fusion involved in karyogamy; karyogamy involved in conjugation with cellular fusion. The transcript has 7 exons. Gene Ontology annotation, cellular component: endoplasmic reticulum membrane.
AUGGCACGGCCAGCCGGGCUUCUGCUCUGGCUGCAAGCCAUCUGCCUUCUCUGCCUCUCCGGCGCCUUUGUCCAGGCGUUUUCGUGGGCUGGAAGCCGUGGCGCAAAGGUCUUGACGGGUCCGCAGAUCAGCCACCACGUUGUUUCUCAGCAGAUCCCAUCCAACGGCAGGUCUUCUUCCAACAUGUACACGACGGCACUGGAUGAGCUCCAGGAGCUCGAGUCUGAGCCUCUGUGUCACCGCAUUGCGGCGCGUCUGCUCGUCAACAACUGUCAGCUACUGGACGGCCGGGACGAAGCGACCGUCUUGACUGACAGUGGGAGAGCCACUCGGGACUUUGUAGAUUUUUUCGCCGCCAGCCUGGCCAUCUGCGACCUGGAGCGAGGUAGCUUUCUCAUCCCUUCGUCUUGCUUCAAGUUCCGAGAACCAGUUCUCGCCGAGAUGCGCAUGCCCUCCAGACCGCACCUUCACGUUUCGCCUGCAGAGAUCGACGGCUGCCUCGAGGGCCUGGGUCAAUCUGAUUCGGCUUGGAACACUUUCAUCAGCUACAGGCACAAGGCGUUGAGGUUCUGCGAGGCUGCACGCGCCGACAACGAGAAAGACCGAAACAUACUCUUGUUCCAAAGAAUUACCAAGGUCAUGGACAGGCUGACAAUGCAGGUAGAAGCGGAGCUUGAAGCCCGACUCGAAGCUCUAAACAAGAUGGUUCGAGACGCCAACACCAACGUGGAGAGCAUCAACCCACAGAUAAACGACCUCAAGUCUGGACUAUCUCAAGUCGAGCAGAUGAUCUCUCAAGUCUUGUCUCAAGGAACACAGCAGGCGGCGACUAGUGCAAACAACGGGCUGCAGAGCGCCAAGAGACUGCAACAGCUGCUGGAGAGGCUUCUUGCAACAGCACUGGAGAGCAAUGAGCGUAUUACGCGCUCUCACGAGUCGGCACUGCAGUUGGUCCACAAACGGGUCGGCGACGACGUCGGGGCUGUCAUGACAACGCUCGGGGCAGCAAUUGCGGCGACAACAGGGCUACAACGAGAAAUUGCUGAGUCGCAGUUUCGAGUCGCCGAGAUCGCCCGAGGGCAAGAGAGAAUCGAGGCUGACAUGCAGAGGCUCUCGGAGCUCGCAAACGCCUUGACCGUGAAGCAGGAAGGACACCAAGAGCGACUCGAACAAGCUCAGCAACAAGCCUUGCAGGUUUUGAAGACCCUGGACUCAGUCUCGGCCACCGCCGUCACGUUCAAAAGCACCUUGCUUGGGGGGCUCGGCUUGACCAAAUGGUGGCCUUAUGUUUUCUGUCCCGUCAUGUCCCUCAUCGUUGGGUCAUAUGGUCUUCCUCCUUCGACCAUCAGAAACAUUGUCCUUGUUGGCAUGGGAGAAGCUGUGGGCUUUCUGAUUUUCGUGGCAAAUCAGUACGGCCUCGAUAUGUUGGAAAGGUCGAUGGCUUCUGCAAACGAGAGCACCACGGUCAUGACAGCGACGUAG